AUGAAUGACUUUGCCCGCUGGGUGGAGAAGCACCUGGAUGUGCCCUACUUGGAUGUCAGCAUCGACGUCGACGAGCCGGACUUCCAGCCGCUGCUGGACGAAGUUGCUCCUGGCGUUGACAAGUCCAAGCUGUACCACAAGCGCAUGACAGAUGGUAUCACGAAUGUCGUGCUGAAAUGCCAAGUUGAUGUCCCUCUGGACGAUCACACACUCUCUUCGCCAUUCCUCAUACGCAUCUACGGCUCAGCAACAGAGAUGUUUAUUGACCGUAAACAAGAGAUGUUGAACCACAAACGCUUGCACGCCAUUGGACGCGCCCAACCCAUCUUCGCCGUCCUCAAGAAUGGGUACGCAUACGGGUAUUGUCCGGGUCGCCCUGCCAGCCUCAGCGACUUUUCGUCGCCUGCCAUCUCCUCACACAUCGCAAAAAGCCUUGGCGAAAUCCACCGCCGUGUACACGUGCCGGCACACGAGAAGCCACGCAUGUUCUCCCAAAUUCGCUCCUGGCUCGACAACGUUCCGGAGAGCUAUUCAACCGCAGAGAAGACUGCGCGCUUACGCAAACACGUCGACAUGGCGAGCCUAAGGAAAACGCUUGCCCACUUGGAGGAUGUGGUGUGCGCGCGGGACCCAGAGACGUGCUUCUGCCACAAUGACCUUCUCUGUCACAACGUCAUCAUCGCUCACGACAGCAAGGGAACAGAUGUGCAAUUCAUCGACUAUGAGUAUGGUGGCGUGAAUUAUUGCGCCUAUGAUAUUGCCAACCAUUUCAACGAAUUUGCAGGCCUGGAUGUUGAGACGAUUGAUUAUUCGCGCUGUCCCGGCGAGGACUUUCGGCGCCAGUGGGUCACGGCAUACCUGCAUGCUCGCGAUGACGAUGCAACCGAAACACAUGUGAACCGUUUGCUCAAGGACAUCUCCAUCUUCACACACGUUUCCCACCUCUACUGGGGCGCCUGGGCUCUGGUGCAAGCGGCUGUAUCCGAGAUUGACUUUGACUAUCUGUCAUAUGCACUCGUUCGACUUGAUCAAGUCCCGCCAGUCAUUCAAGACACAGCCAUCAAAGGAUAA
Messenger RNA from Salpingoeca rosetta, 1071 nucleotides. RefSeq lists its product as uncharacterized. Lineage: Eukaryota; Choanoflagellata; Craspedida; Salpingoecidae. The transcript has 11 exons. Bases 1 to 1071 code for a protein of 356 amino acids. Gene Ontology annotation, biological process: phosphatidylethanolamine biosynthetic process; phosphatidylcholine biosynthetic process. Gene Ontology annotation, cellular component: cytoplasm. The record is from RefSeq and is a predicted model, not a curated record. Gene Ontology annotation, molecular function: choline kinase activity; ethanolamine kinase activity.